Messenger RNA from Salvelinus namaycush (lake trout), 5878 nucleotides. RefSeq names its product protein MTSS 2-like. Gene Ontology annotation, biological process: cell projection assembly; plasma membrane organization. Gene Ontology annotation, molecular function: phospholipid binding; actin binding. Bases 855 to 3191 code for a protein of 778 amino acids. The record is from RefSeq and is a predicted model, not a curated record. The transcript is spliced from 14 exons. NCBI's taxonomy places the organism in Eukaryota, Metazoa, Chordata, Actinopteri, Salmoniformes, Salmonidae. Gene Ontology annotation, cellular component: cytoplasmic side of plasma membrane; actin cytoskeleton.
GCCUCAUUGUGAUGGUUUAAUUACAUUUAGCAUUUACAUUGAAUUAAAAUAGCCAUGUUCUUGUGAUGCUUGUAAAUACGAAUCUUACUUGCUCCACCCAAGUACGAGGCCGAUCUUGGGAAAUAUGUAAUUUGGAGCGCGCACGGUGGUGGUAGCAACCUUCUUAUUAUAGCGCAAUGGCAGAAACACAUCAGCAAACGAUACGUGGAUUCUCAUUGAAUAAUUGUUUGGCUCGUGGCUGGGUGAAAGCCCAUGAUGACACACAUUUACAAACCGCAUAAGAGGACAGAUGACUCGACACGAACAGAAUCAUUUUAAUGGGACACAGAGAUAUGCUUCUUUUUGUUUGUUUGUAUUUGCUGACUACUGAAUGAAUCAUUGAUCACGGACUGCUAGUUAGCUUGUCGCGCGUUAGCAGGUAGAUAGUCCGGAAUUUCUGGCCAGCAGGAUUGCCUAGGUCCUAUAGGUAUUUGGAUUGGCUGUUGUUGUAACUAUAGCAUACUAGGCUUGGAUACAACAAUCAGGUCAAUUCUAGCUACAUUCAACCAUUCCAUGUUUACUCGGAGGUGUAUCAAAUUGGCUGGCUAGUUAACGAGCUAGCUAGCCAACCACACUGAGUCGGACUGGAUUAUAAUAUUCCACGUUGCUAGCUACUGUAUUGUUUCCCUCCAGGAAUGUGGAUUUAUUUUACAUUGCGUGUUUAAUAGAACAUUAACAGUACCUAGCUACUUAGCUAUAGAUAUCUUUGGCCCAAUUCCUUUGGAACUUUACGCCGAGAUUUCCCUCAACAGCUAUAUUUAUAAACGAAUUAAUUUAAACCUACUAUAGCUAGCUAGUGUUUUUCGAUUUGGAAAAUGGAUGCGGGUAUUGAAAAGGAAUGCAGCGCUCUUGGAGGGCUCUUCCAGAUCAUCAUGAACGACAUGAAGGCUAGUUAUCCAGCCUGGGAGGACUUUGUAACCAAAGGAGUUAAGCUGCAAUCCCAGCUAAGGGCAACCAUCAUCGUCACAAGCUCCUUCCUGGAUGCCUUUCAGAAGGUGGCAGAUAUGGCGACUGGAACAAGAGGGGCGACAAAAGAGAUUGGCUCAGCCUUGACGAGAAUGUGCAUGAGGCACAGAAGCAUCGAGUCCAAACUGAAGCUCUUCACCACGGCACUAACAGAUACCCUGAUCAGCCCCCUGGAGCUGAAGAUUGAGGAGUGGAAGAAGGUGGCCAGUCAGUUGGACAAGGACCAUGCCAAAGAAUACAAGAAGGCCAGAGCAGACAUAAAGAAGAAAUCCUCAGAUACAAUCAAGCUGCAGAAGAAGGUUAAGAAAGGAAAGGACGAGGUGCGCGGGCAGCUGGACAACGCCCUGCAGGAGGUGAACGUGCGCUAUGCUGUGCUGGAAGAGACUGAGAAGAGGGCAGUGUGCCGGGCGCUCAUCGAAGAGAGGGGCCGUUACUGCGCCUUUGUCAGCAUGCUCAAACCUGUGCUGGAUCAUGAGAUCAGCAUGCUGGGAGAAGUGACCCACCUGCAGACCAUCCUGGAAGACCUGAGCAACCUGACGGCCGAGCCCAGCAAACUGCCCCCCGCCAGCGAACAGGUGAUCCUGGAUCUAAAGGGAUCCGAAUACAGCUACAGUUAUCAGACGCCCCCUGCCUCCCCCAGCAACACGAUGUCCCGCAAGAGCAGCAUCAGCAGUAACUACAACUCUGUUCGAUACGUCCCCUCUCUGGACUCCAUCGCCACCUCGAUGGACAGCAUUCACCUCUGCCUGCCCUCCAUGGACCCAGCACAGGAGUUGAGCAGGCCGUGGUCGGGGCAGAUCGGACCGGGCACAGAGAAUGGCAUGGCCAAGCCCCCUCCACACAACUCCUACACACAGCACGGAGAGAGAGCACGCACCAUGUCCACAUCCGGAAAGCUGGCCCUGACCCUGGGCGUAGGGCUCAACUCGGAGGCCCCCCACACCAGUCGCGACUCCCUCCACUGCUCUAGUGGCUACAGCACGCAGACCACCACGCCCUCCUGUUCCGAGGACACCAUUCCCUCCCACGCUGUAAAGAAAGAACCUCCUCUUUAUGACUACGACUACAUCUCCCUGCACGGGGGCGAGGAGUUGCACCGCAGCCCGCCCGACUUCGACAAGUCCUCCACCAUCCCUCGCAACAGCGACCUCAGCCUGCAGUACCGCAAGAUGUUCCAGAGCAAGCGGCCCGCCUCGACCGUCAGCCUGCUCGCUGAGCCCGAGCCGCUGGGCCUGCGCCAGACGCACACUGCCACCAUCCGCCGCAAGCCCUCAUCCAAGCCCACCUACCGCCGUGGCACCAUCAGUGGCGGCGUACCUAUCCCUAUCUGCACCCCCCAGGUUCCCUUCAAAGCCUUGGGCGGAGGUGGAGGUGGAGGUAACGGUGGUGGAGGGGGGAAGAGCGGGAGCGACGAGAACGUGGGGCCUCCAGAGAGCAGUGUGGGGAAGGGCGUGAUUGGCAUGAGCAGAACGGUGGACCACGAGUUGGUCCUCGACAAGCACAGUCUGUGCACUUCCACCCAGAGCCUGAGCGCCAUGCCCUCGCACCACUCAUCAUCCACGUCGCCCUACUACUCUCUGAUCCCGGGCCAGGCGCCAGUGCCCAUGGGCAGCUCAGAGCAGCUGUACCAGCUGAGCAAGCAGCAGCAGUAUGCCCUGCACCAGCAGCAGCAGAAGCAGUACCAGCAUCAGCACCUACAGUACAACCAGCAGCAGCAGCAGUUCCAGCCACCCCAGACACAGCAGUUGCAACCAGCAGCCCAGACGCAACAGCAAUUUCAACUACAGCAACAGUUCCAGCAACAACAACAACUACAGCAACAGUUACAACAGCAGCAGAUGCAACAACAGCAGUACCAGCAGACACAACAACCGCAACAGCAGAAGCUCCAAUAUCAAAAGCAGCUGCAGCAACAGCAGCUCCUACAACAACAGCAGCAACAGUUUCAGCGGCAGUCUCAUCUCCCACAACAGUACAACGCGUCUGGGACUGCCAACCAGCUGGUGGAAAGCGGCCACUGCCCUCCCCCCCAGCAGCCCCCUGCCGCCCCAGACACCCAGGACGCAGAUGAGCCCUCGGGUGGUGGAGGUCACAUGGUCACCAUGAUCCGGGGAGUGAAACUGCGUCGGACCCUGACCAAUGACCGCUCUGCCCCCUUCAUCCUCCUGCCCAACCAUUUCAAAUGAGCCCUUCCCUACCAGUGUAGGUUGUCAUCGUUUUGUUUUACGGUUCUCGCUUUCCUUUUAGCCCCGUUUUGAUUACAUUUCUCCUUAGAAAAUAAAGGGUGUUGCCUUUUUGGGCGUUUUGUCUCGGUCAAGGUUUCCCUCUCUCCAAUCAAAUGUCCAGUAGCACUGUGUUUUAAACAGAUUGUUAUGAUAUCCCUCAGAGGGACUCGUAGGUGAAUGCAGCCUCUUUAUCGCUCUGUAAUUUAAGAUUUUUAUACAUACUGUACAAGGAUACGUGUUGGCUAUAUAUACAAGAAUUUGAGUGCAUAAAUGAUAAGUCUUAUGUUUAUAUAUUGUUGAGGGGGAAAAAAUGCCUUGCUUGCUUAUUAGUCUUAUCACCUGUAUGGUUGGAACCAAUAAAAACCCACACAUAUGUAUAUAUUAGCGUGAUAUGCGGAAAUCUUUAUUGUAUUUUUUAUUAUUAUCCGUGUCAAUGACAAAGACUGAAACAGUGGAUGUGUAAUGAAUGAUCCCCUAGAGGAAAUUAAAGACACAUAACUAGACCUAUAUACCUAUCUAGUCUGCAUCUCAUUCAAGAUGUGAUCAAGUGAGCUCAAUCCCUCUCCAUAUAGUGUAGGGCCACAGUGGCUUUAAAUGCUUCGAGCUCACUUUGCUAUUUUCCAACACACAUACUUCACCUUUGUGGCGAAGGUGACAGGCUUCUCGUGAUGGAGGUUGACUGUACCAGUGUUUGAGCCAAGGGUCAACAAAAGGCUUUGUGGGGCUUUUGAUAGCAGGGGUCAGGACCACUGUACUGUAACCUUGAGCUGGAUAGUAAAGCCACCAUUGUGUGGGGGGGCAAGGAGGACUGCAACGCUCUUAAUCCCUGCUCUCAUGUACGUCUUAAGACUUUCUUCACAUUGCCAAGCACAUUGAUUUAGUGAUGUAUGUGGGGUCAUUUUUCAACUGAUCGCCCUGUUCCCCAUAAGUGAUAGAUAUCCUCCCUCUAUCAAGUCUUCCUUCCUGAGGUUGGAGUUCUGGUUAAUGGUCAAGUUUUUUUUUAUGCAUUAUUUCAGGGAAAUCGUCUCUUUUUAUUAUGAACAUAUGGUGCUAUUGUGACAUACCAAUCCCAGCCUGCACUGCCGCCUCUCCCCCGGACUUACUGCACAUACACAUGAUGCACUCACUGGCCAUAUUAGGGACAGUUAAGAACAAAUUCUUAUUUACAAUGACAGCCUACCCCGGCUAAACCCUCACCCGGACCACACUGGGCCAGUUGUGCACCGCCCUAUGGGACUCCCAAUCACGGCCGGUUGUGAUACAUCCUGGAAUCAAACCAGGGUCUGUAGUGACAUCUCUUGCACUGAUGUAGUGCCUUAGACGGCUGCGCCACUCGUGAGCCCUGUUAAUCACAGCAUUUGGGGGGGGGGGGGGGGGGGGUUGUGAAAUAAUUUGAUAAAAGACAAAUGAGUGAAAUGCCAUUGUAUUUAGAAUUUGUUUACCAUUGUCUUUUUCUUAACUGAACCACUUUAAAUGUAUGGAGCUUUGGGAGCUUUGGGCCUUCUAGCCAUUACACAUAGCUACUCGUUCUUAAAAAUAUCCCCUUAAUCGUACUGUAUAGAGAGGGCGAUGAAACCACAGAAGCUACUGUAUAAUAGCGACGACUCCGCUAAGUGCAUAUCCCUCUUCCCCAAUAUUAAACGGGACUCCGCACCCAGCUGGACUGGGUUAUUCUCUCCUCUGUCUCACAUUCCCUCCCAGUUUGUGUAGGAGGCCCAUUUACCUGACACCACGCAUCGAAUGACCCCAUUGGCCGGUUUAGCCAUUGUGCGCACUCCCACCUCUUCUCUGGCCUCUUCAUGUUGCCGGGGGUAACCCCCGUCUCCCAGAGAAACUACAAUGGCCUCUAAUCGAGGACUUUGUUACAGGAUAGGCUUAUACAACAACACAACUCCUGACUCGAGCAAAUUUAAAGCAAUAUCAGACUACAUUUGAGCCACAGCUUUUAAGUUCAAGGUUCCAAAUGGUAAUUACAGUACAGCGUGCAUAUCUCCCUAACCCCAAAGUAGGUCUGGCAUAGUCAAAUUAUGGGGCAGCUGAGCUGACUGUUCCCUUUCUCCGUUGGGUUAAUUAUAUGUAAUCCGAUAAGGUUUGUGUUCCACUAGAAGAACUCAGAUUUAUUUUGUUUGAGUGAAAUAAAUUAUCCAAAUUAUGUUUAUAUAGACUACGGAGAUUAAAUUAAGUUCUAAGACACUGCUACAGUCCCACUCCAAACCCUGCCAAUCAUCAAGAGUGAAGGGCAGAAUCCUGUUCUAAAAAGCAGUUUCCAAUUCCUUUCUUUGACCUUGGCUUGGUCCCAAAUGGCACCCUAUUCCCUAUUUGGUGCACUACUAUGGGCCCUGGUCAAAACUAGUGCACUAUAUCGGGAGUAGGGUUCCAUUUGGGACAUAGUCUGCAGACUGUUGGCCACUCACCGGCAGUGUGUGAUUGUGUGUGAGAGACUGAGACUUGGUGAGUGUUGACUAGAAGCUUUGACCCCCAAAACUGUCCCAUAGAGCUCCAACUGACCAACCCUCCUCCUGGUUCUGUAAAGGGAGUUGAUCUCUUAUUGUAAAAGCGUUCAAUGUAAAUUGCUAAGUGUCACAAUUGCAUCUGUGUAGUGACGCUGAAGCCUUAAAUUAAAAUAAAUGUGGGUUUUAAAAUAUAAA